Molecule: messenger RNA, 1656 nt
Organism: Leptosia nina
Lineage: Eukaryota; Metazoa; Arthropoda; Insecta; Lepidoptera; Pieridae
Source: the annotation of a GenBank genome assembly
AUGGCGUCUACAUCUAAAGAUGUCCCAACAAGUCCCAGUGGUCACGAUAAUACUGAUGAUGACCUCGAACCAGGAGCAUCCUACGAUAGCAUUUUAAAUCCCACCGAUUCCUUUGAAGAGUUCGCGACUGAGAUGAAUACGAGCCUUGAACGGAGCAGAGAUCUUACCAAGAAAUCCAGUACUAUAAGCGAGAUUCAAAGCGAAAUCGGAGAGUGUUCGAAGGAGUUAAAAGAAACUAAAUCUAGUGAUAAUUUGCAAAAUAAAGACGAAGCUAUUUCUGCUUCAACUAGUAAUUCAAACCUUGAUGAGAAUGGCGAGGACACAGAUAAUGAGGAUGACUAUCUUAAAUCUCCAGAACUUGUAAAUAAAGAGAAGCAUGUGUUCAUAUUGAGCUCAGCUGGUAAACCAAUAUAUUCAAGAUAUGGUAAUGAAGAUAAAUUAGCUGGUGUGUGUGGUGUAAUUCAAGCAUUAGUAAGUGUUGUAGAGGAACAAAAUCGUGAUAUUUUAAGAUCCAUUAUCACAAAAGACUGUAAGGCUGUCUUUUUAGUGAAGGGGCCCCUUAUUUUAGUUGCGGUAUCGAAGUCAAAUGAGAGUGAAACUCAGCUAGUGUUGCAGUUAACAUAUGCAUUCAACCAGAUAGUGUCAGUAUUAACAUUGACACAGUUAAACCGAAUAUUUGAACAACGGCGGAAUUACGAUCUGCGAAGACUGUUAUCCGGCGCUGAAAGACUAAUAGACAAUUUGCUUAUAUUUAUGGAAAAAGAUCCAGCUUUCCUUCUAGGAGCCGUCCGUUGCUUGCCAUUACCGGAAAAAGUGAGAGAGAAUAUAACAAACGCAAUUAUAUCCACUUGCCAUAAAAUAAGAGAUCUUGUCUUUGCUAUACUAAUAGCUGGAAAUCAAUUAAUAACACUGGUUAGAAUGAAGAAAUACACCUUACAUCCGUCAGAUAUCCAUUUGUUAUUCAAUUUAGUGCGGAGUUCGGAAUCAUUCAAAACCGCCGAGAGUUGGACACCAAUAUGUUUGCCGAAGUUUGAUGCUACUGGCUUCCUUCACGGUCACGUAUCCUACAUAUCGGAAGAUUGUCAAGCUUGUUUACUCCUCUUAACGGUGCAACGAGAUGCGUUCUAUCCCCUAUCGCAGGCAAAACACACAAUAUCAGAUAAAUUAAGAAGAUCAAACUGCUUAACUGCCAUCAAUGAUGCCCUCAAUCGAAGUAAAGAUCUGCCCACAACUAACCCGCUGAAACAUAUCGGGAUACCAGAAAUAAGGCAUUUUAUGUAUAAAUGCAAGUCCACGGCGCAGUUGUUCACAUCAGAUCCUAUAUGUUUGGACAGAUUACAAGAUUAUAGGCAAAGGCAUAAAGAGGGUGGUGAUGUGGUUAAGAAAAAGGUGGAGAAAUUAUCAGAUAUAGAUUAUGUGAGGAAUUAUCGGGAGUUUUGUAGUAAAAUGCAUUGUGCUUGUUCGCCGGCUAAGUUGAUAUUUAGAUCUAAUUCACUAGACACUGUUUUGGCUUGGAUUACAAAUGGAUUUGAGCUAUAUGUAACUUUUGAUCCAUUAAUGGAAAAGGAUCAAGCUAUCCGCGCAGUUGAUAGACUAUUGCGAUGGAUUAAAAAUGAAGAAAAGAGAAUAUUCAUCAUGAAUGCACCAACUUUCUAA